Setaria italica (foxtail millet) is the source of this 3977-nucleotide messenger RNA. RefSeq names its product probable ATP-dependent DNA helicase CHR12. NCBI's taxonomy places the organism in Eukaryota, Viridiplantae, Streptophyta, Magnoliopsida, Poales, Poaceae. Gene Ontology annotation, molecular function: ATP binding; ATP-dependent chromatin remodeler activity; histone binding. The transcript is spliced from 11 exons. Gene Ontology annotation, cellular component: nucleus. Bases 243 to 3710 code for a protein of 1155 amino acids. The record is from RefSeq and is a predicted model, not a curated record. Gene Ontology annotation, biological process: positive regulation of transcription by RNA polymerase II.
AAAAGAAAAAAAAAGAAAAAAGAAUCUCCAAAUUUCCCCAUCCGCUGCCCAGCCAUCCGCGGCGCCCGCCUCCCCCGAUCGAUCGAAGCUUCGGCUUCCCCUGACAGAGGCCGGCGCGAAAACACCCCAUCAAACCCCGCUCAAAACCCACCAGACCGUUGCCGCGCGCCGAUUCGAACCCGCCGGAGCAGGAGCCGGCGCCUUCUCGCCCCGCGGAGGCGGCGCGGGGCGAAACCCUAGCGAUGGCGGCGUCCGUGGACUCUGCGGCGGCGGUGGCGGUGGCACCCCCCGCGGUGGUCUCCGCCGUGGAUGAGGCCGGUGGCGCGGUGGAGCAGGCCAGGACGCUCAUCGGCGCGCUCAACCUGCUCUCCCGCAACCUCCCGCUUCCCCCCGACGUCCUGCGCGCCGUCUCGUCCAUCUACCACGACGGCGGUUCCGGUCACCCGGAGGAGGAGGAGGAGGAGGAGGAGGAGGGGGAGGCGGAGAAGGAAGGGGAUGAGGAGAUGGCGGUCGCGGAUGCCGCGGGGGAGGGUUGCACGGAGGGCGCCGCUGACGGUGCUGCCGAGGGGGCUACCUUGAUUGAAGAGCUUGAAGAUGCGAUAUUUAAGAAUCAAAGAAUGCCCGUAUCCUACUCAGAUUUGGCUGCUCUGAAAGAAGGACGAUUCAAUGCAUCCAUCCAGCAUCGGCUAGCUGAACUCGAAGGGUUACCUUCUACUAGGGGUGAAGACUUGCAAAUGAAGUGUUUGCUUGAGUUGUACGGGCUAAAGUUGUUAGACUUACAGAAGAAAGUGCGGUCCGAUAUCAGCGCAGAAUAUUGGCUACACAAGAAAUGUGCGUAUCCUGAGAGGCAACUGUUUGACUGGGGGAUGAUGCGGAUACGAUAUCCUUUUGCCAUGUAUGGGAUAGGAGAUAGCUUUUUAAUGGAUGCUGAUGAUGUUCACCGCAAAAAGAGAUUCACAGAGAGGAUGUCAAGACUUGAAGAGGAAGAAAAAAUUCAGGCAGAUAUAAGGAAGAGGAAGUUUUUUACAGAAAUUCUCAACGCUUCUAGGGAACACCAGGUGCAAUUGGCAACUACAUUCAAACAAAGAAAGCAGCGGAAUGAUGGAGUUCAGGCAUGGCAUCUUCGGGCACGUCAGCGUAUCUCACGGCAAGAGAAAAAUAGAUUGAAUCUUCUGAAAAUCGGUGAUCAAGAAGCGUAUAUGAGGAUGGUUGAGGAGAGCAAGAAUGAACGUCUGAAAAUGCUCCUUGACAAAACAAAUGAGCUUCUUGAAGGAAUUGGGAAAGCUGUACAGCGACAAAAAGAUGCUGAGCAUGUUAGUCAGCCAGAAGGAGCUGAAGUGCCAAAAGGGUCAGAAUCUGAGGAUUAUUCGCAAAUCUCAGAUGUCAAAAAUGAAUCACCUGGGGAGUCUCCUUCAGAUGACCUUCCUGGUUCGGCAGAUGAACGUAAAUUCAAUGCAGGACGUAGGCUUGAUUUUACUGUCCAUUCCAUUGAAGAGAAGGUAACAGAACAACCAUCAGCUCUCGAAGGUGGGGAAUUAAGGUCAUAUCAACUGGAGGGUCUCCAAUGGAUGCUUUCUUUAUUUAACAACAAUUUGAAUGGCAUUCUGGCUGAUGAGAUGGGUCUGGGAAAAACAAUUCAGACCAUAGCAUUGAUCGCUUAUCUGUUGGAGAAGAAAGAGGUCCCAGGGCCACACUUAAUAAUUGCUCCAAAAGCAGUAUUGCCAAAUUGGUCAAAUGAAUUCAAAACUUGGGCUCCCAGCAUUGCUACAAUUCUGUACGAUGGUCGUCCAGAUGAGCGGAGGGCUCUAAGGGAUAAGAAUUUUGAUAUGCAUGGACUACAAUUUAAUGUUUUGCUCACGCAUUAUGAUUUGAUACUGAAAGACAAGAAGUUCCUAAAGAAGGUUCACUGGCAUUAUUUGAUUGUUGAUGAAGGACAUCGUCUGAAAAACCAUGAAUGUGCUCUUGCUCGCACACUAGUUUCCGGAUAUCAGAUCCGCCGCAGACUACUUUUAACUGGCACUCCGAUCCAAAACAGCCUACAAGAGCUGUGGUCUUUGCUAAACUUUAUUCUGCCCAAUAUUUUUAAUUCAUCCCAGAAUUUCGAGGAAUGGUUUAAUGCACCAUUUGCAUGCGAUGUCAGUCUUAAUGAUGAGGAACAGCUACUAAUCAUACAUCGUUUGCAUCAAGUUUUGCGUCCAUUUUUGUUGAGGAGGAAGAAAGAUGAAGUGGAAAAAUAUCUUCCUGUGAAAACACAAGUAAUUCUCAAGUGUGACAUGUCUGCUUGGCAAAAAGCAUACUAUGAACAAGUCACAAGCAGGGAAAGGGUUGCACUAGGAUCUGGUCUCAGAUCAAAGGCUCUGCAAAAUCUGUCAAUGCAGCUUAGGAAGUGUUGCAACCAUCCCUACCUAUUUGUAGAGCAUUAUAACAUGUAUCAGCGGGAAGAAAUUGUUAGAGCAUCAGGAAAGUUUGAAUUGCUUGAUCGUCUACUUCCAAAACUGCAGAGAGCUGGCCAUAGGGUUCUACUUUUCUCUCAGAUGACAAAACUGCUUGACGUUUUGGAAGUAUAUUUGCAAAUGUACAGUUUCAAGUACAUGAGGCUUGAUGGAUCCACAAAGACUGAAGAACGAGGAAGGUUACUGGCAGAUUUUAAUAAGAAGGAUUCAGAAUAUUUCAUGUUUCUCCUCAGCACACGUGCCGGAGGCCUUGGAUUGAACUUGCAGACUGCAGACACUGUCAUUAUCUUUGAUAGUGACUGGAACCCUCAAAUGGACCAGCAAGCUGAAGAUCGUGCCCAUCGUAUAGGACAAAAGAAUGAAGUGCGUGUAUUUGUUCUCGUUAGUGUUGGCUCAAUUGAAGAAGAGAUCUUGGACCGUGCGAAACAGAAGAUGGGUAUUGAUGCAAAAGUUAUCCAGGCUGGGCUAUUUAACACAACUUCCACUGGUGAGUUUGAACGCCACAGUUCCUCAAUAUUUAAUUUUCUCUGCAUGUACCCAUUGUAUUUUAACAUGAUAUAUUUUCAUGUCAUUUCCAUUACAGCACAGGACAGGCGAGCCUUGCUGCAGGAGAUCCUCAGGAGAGGCACAAGCUCGCUGGGAACUGAUAUCCCCAGUGAGCGUGAGAUAAAUCGUUUGGCUGCUCGAAAUGAUGAAGAGUUCUGGUUGUUUGAGAAGAUGGAUGAGGAAAGGAGGCAAAGAGAAAACUACAAAUCUAGACUUAUGGACGGAAAUGAGGUUCCAGACUGGGUCUUUGCCAAUAAUGAAACUGUAACCAAGAGGACCGUGGCAGACGAAUUCGAGAAUAUUUCAGUUGGUUCGAAGAGACGUAGGAAGGAGGUCGUCUAUUCAGACUCCUUCAGCGACCAGUGGAUGAAAUCCGAUGAGGGAUUUGAGGACAUUCGAAAGAUAACUCCAAGAGCAAAGAGGACCUCUUAUUUAUCUGACAUACAAGAAGUUGAUUUUAGCGAGAGGAGGAAGAGGCCUAGAUCUCUAGAGAACAGCGCAGAUGGUGCAAGCAACCCAUCGUGGACACCUGACAAAGGAAGGGCUGGAGUUUCAUCGUACAGCAAGGAUGAGACUGAAGAUGAUGGUGAAGAUGAAGUCAUUACCAGUGGUUUACAGAAGGGAAACAGUUUCACAUGGAAGACCCUUGGAAGAAAAAGGUCGAGCCACUUCAGUUCGUCGUCGGACUCAAAAGGGCGUCCGUCAUUCUAAUGCCCUUGAUGCGUUUGUCUGAUUGAUGAGUCCUUCCAGAAUGGAAGUACCCCUGUAGACUAGCUAGCAGGGUUACGCUCUAGAAGUACCUUCCAACUUCAAGCUUAUGAAGUUUAGGAUUAGUAGUAUACUGUAUGGACUUUUUUGGCAUGAAUUUGUAACUAAGUUAAACUUAAAUUUCGUUACUUUUCAAACUCAAAAGUGCGGGUUGUGAUUAUGGGUAUACUGGUGGUGGUUGUUAUUUUAAAUUUUGCUGUGGUGCCUUCA